Messenger RNA from Penaeus monodon (black tiger shrimp), 1751 nucleotides. Its product is annotated as RNA exonuclease 4-like. Lineage: Eukaryota; Metazoa; Arthropoda; Malacostraca; Decapoda; Penaeidae. Gene Ontology annotation, molecular function: nucleic acid binding; 3'-5' exonuclease activity. Gene Ontology annotation, cellular component: nucleus. Gene Ontology annotation, biological process: rRNA processing. The coding region runs from base 124 to 1176 and encodes 350 amino acids. The transcript is spliced from 9 exons. The record is from RefSeq and is a predicted model, not a curated record.
CAGUGUCGUGACAGGAACAGUACGUGUACAAGUUACCCACUCGACAAAGUAGCACGUAUUUACUUAGUUGACCAGUCCUCCAGCGUCUUUCCUUGGAUACAGUAAUACAGAUAGAGACCCAGAAUGAUGCAGCAGAGAGCAGAAGCGUCUCCCGAGGCCGCGGACCCCCGGGGCCGGACGCCCGAAGGAGGCCAGGGGGACGCCGGGGCGGAGGCGGCGGAGGAGGCACCAGAGAGCAUGACACCGAGAGCCACGGGGAGCAAGAGCAAUGAUAUGAGCGCGUCUUCCUUGCCCGCUGCUGAGGAGAGCUCAGUGGACGAGUAUGCAGAGCUAACAGAUGCCCUUGCAAUAGAUUGUGAAAUGGUGGGUGCUGGACAGAGGGGCAGAAUAUCUAUGCUAGCAAGAGUUUCUGUUGUAAAUGAAUAUGGUGUAGUACUUCUGGACAAGUAUAUUAAGCCUUGGAAGAAGGUUGUCGACUACAGGACAAAAUAUUCAGGGAUUCGAGAAGCUGACUUAAAACAUGGGGAAGAUUUUGGCCAUGUCAGGAAACAGGUGCUGGAGAUGCUUAAGGGGAGGAUAUUGGUGGGCCAUGCAUUGAAACAUGACCUUCAGGCACUUUCCAUUACUCAUCCAAGAGCACUUACCAGAGACACAUCAAUGUACAAAGGUUUCCGUAACAAGUUUGAAGGUAAGACUCCGUCCUUAAAGAAGCUGAGCAUGAAGUUUUUGGGUAUGAAGAUCCAGGAAGGGGAACAUAACUCGGUAGAAGAUGCGCAAGCAACGAUGAGUCUGUACAUGCUUUGUCGAAAGCAAUGGGAUCCUAAGCAAAAGAAGAGGAACAGUGCUGUUAAAGAAUAUUAUAAGUAUGAACCAAGAAAAGAAGUCAAAAGAACUAAUGUCGCGUCAACUUCAUACUUCGGCCAAGUCAACAAGUUAUCAAAGCUCCCGUCAUUCGAAACCAGAAUCGACAAGAAUAUUGAGAUUGUGACAAUAAACGGUAAUCAUCAGGAAUUAGUCAAGGAAAAGGAUGAAGAAAAAGCAGAAUGUGAGGGGUCAGAAUUGAAAAAAGGUCAAUCUGCAAAUAACCUUUCAACACUUGGUUCCAAUGUCAUCCAAACAGAAAAGACAAAUGGUAGUAGUAUUAUAUCAACCCCAGGACAACAGAAGGAGAUAUAAAAACUAGUCAAAUGCAUCUGCCGAGGAACUGGAUCCAGCAUGCAGACCUUAAAUCAGUGAGUUGGUCACUGUUUAUGACAUAAUUUUCCAGUCCUUUUUUUCUGCAGUGCUAAUAGAUUGAGAAGAAUUAUAGUGAAAUAUUGUUAAUUGUUACAGGGACAAGAUACACAAGUGGUAAAUCUAGCUUAAGAAUGUUACCAUCAACAGUGAAGGAACACUGUUACAUUAUAAAAACAAAAACAAAGAAAAAAACAGAAAUGAAUAAAGCAUCACCAAAUAAGGAAUUAACUUUCUUUAGAUAAGUAAAAGUCGUGUUUGAUUUUGUAUUUUAUAUUUUGUGGUUAACAUUACAAGGUAUAAUGGAUGAGAAUUAUACAUGAUUGCAUUAUGAUUUUAUUGUGUAAAAAAAAAAGUUAUUGUUUUCACUUCAGAGACUUUCCCAAAUAUUGUUAGGUUUGUGUUCUCACAAAAGAAAAUAAUCAGGUAUAGUGAAAAGCACAAGAUUAUUAUAAAGAUAUAUAUUAUAUACAUAUCUCUGUCACAUUUGUUAAUUAAAGAUAUUUUACAUAGCUCAA